Molecule: messenger RNA, 147 nt
Organism: Colletotrichum lupini
Lineage: Eukaryota; Fungi; Ascomycota; Sordariomycetes; Glomerellales; Glomerellaceae
Exons: 1
Coding region: 1-147 (48 amino acids)
Source: RefSeq, a predicted model, not a curated record
AUGAUUAUUAUAAAAAAAAGAAGGGCCUAUUACUUUACCUUUUUAACUAAUAAAGAGUUUAUUAUUAUUAUAAAAGCUAUUUCUAUUACUAAAGAUUAUAUACUAGCCUUUUUAAUCCUUAGUAGCUUUAUUUAUAUAGUUAAGUAA